Messenger RNA from Mugil cephalus (flathead mullet), 2616 nucleotides. RefSeq names its product complement factor H-like. The transcript has 15 exons. NCBI's taxonomy places the organism in Eukaryota, Metazoa, Chordata, Actinopteri, Mugiliformes, Mugilidae. Bases 104 to 2500 code for a protein of 798 amino acids. The record is from RefSeq and is a predicted model, not a curated record.
UGGAAGACCACCUUCUCUGGCAGAUGGAGACACGGUGCAAACUACUCAAGAACGGUACAACCAGUACAACAGGGUUGAAUACGUUUGUCAAAGUAACUACAUUAUGGUGGGUGGGCCUUACAAAAUCUGCAUUGAUGGUGAAUGGGCUGGAGUGAUUAGAUGCCUCGACGCAACGUGCAAAGUGAAAGUGCCACCACUGGUAGGAACGCGAUAUGAACCAUCUGGCAAAAGUGUUUUUUCUCCUGGUGAAAGAGUGAGAGUUAUUUGUGCAGAGAAAUACUUCAUUUUCAACCGUCAGACGGCCUCAGCAGAGAUUCUUUGUAACGACAUGGGAUCCUGGGAGCAUAGACCACUAUGUGAAGAGAUCACAUGCAGCCGUCCCGACAGCCAACUUUUAGAUUACUGGGGUGGAGGUUGGUAUCUUAAAAGAGCGGGUGACACUGCAACUUAUAGGUGUAUAUCAGGCUACAAGAGCACGAAUGGAGUUGAUCGGGCCACAUGUGCCAGAGAUGGAUGGACACCAAACCCACUUUGUCAAGAGAUAACAUGCAUGACACAGGAUUACCCAAAUGCUAUUAUUGGUGGAAUAAUUAAGCCAGUAUACAAGUACAAUGAUCAGGUCAGGUAUAUCUGCAAGAGUGAUCAUACCCGAUAUUUUACUCAAACCUGCACGGACAAAGGAUUGUGGAGGGGAUCUGUUCACUGUCCAGACAUUGGCUGCUCAAAACCUGUCAUUAAAGAUGUGGACAUUAUUGAAAAUGACAGGAGGGAGCGUUACAGUCAUGGUGAGCGUGUUGCAUGCAGGUGCAGUCACGGUGCUAGAGAAACUUUUACUGUUACCUGUGAUCAAGGUGAAUGGACGGGGAUUAAAAGCUGUUCAGGUUGUGGAGAACUUUCUGUUGAGCAUGGAUUUGGGGUUCAUCCAAAUGCAACAGUGCCAUUAGCGUACUACACCUGUGAUGAGGGUUACAAGCUUUUCACCAAAGGCUGGUGGGCUGAAGCCAAAUGUAAUGAUGGUGAAUGGUCUAAACUUGACCAAUGCAUUGAGCAAAGCCAAUGUGGAGAAGAACCCGUGAUUCCUAAUGGGAAGGCAAUACGUCGAGAGACCAGACAAGGACCUGUCCAAACUUUACAGAUCACUUGUGAUGCUGGAUACUCGGCUUCAAUCGCUCAGUUAAGGUGUCAAGAAGGACAGUGGAAUUUAGAAUUACCCCCUGAAGAAAUCUGCAAACAUAAUCCUGAUCUCUGUGGUCCCCCUCCUAAAGUUGAGAAUGCUGUUGUUUCGACGCCAUAUCAGAAGGAAUACUUGUCUACCUCUGAAGUAACUUAUCAGUGCUGUGAUCAGCAUAGGAUCCAGGGAGAAGACACAAUUAGAUGCAGAGACGGAGAAUGGGAGAGGAAGGACAUUAAGUGUAUCCCAUUCUGUGGGAAGCUUAAAGACAAGAUGAAAACAAUGACUUUCUCAAAAAGUAAAGAAAGGUAUGUGACUGGAGAGGUCAUCAAUUAUCGGUGCGUCGUACCUGAGCCAAUAGCUCGAGGCACUGCAAUAUGUGAGAGCGGCACAUGGAUUAAAACAGUGGAAUGUAAAGUGAAACCAUGUCCGACUCCUAAUAAUAUUAAUGGUGGCCGGCAUGCCAUCAUUAAGGGUGAAGGCUAUGUUUAUGGAACAGCUGUGAAAUACACAUGCAAUGAAGGGUAUCGAAUGGAGGGUCAGCACACUUUGAAGUGUACGCUGGAUGGUUGGGACAAGAUCGAGCCACGUUGUGAAAGAGUCACGUGUCAAGUUGGUUCAAUAACCCCUGGUUUUGCGGCACCACGAAUAGGUGAAAUAGUGACAGCUGGAGAGAGCUUGGUGUUCAGCUGCAGAGAUAACUAUGACCUGGAAGGAGAUGGAGAAGUCGAAUGUUUAGGAACUGGAGAGUGGAGUGGCCCCUUUCCAACCUGCUGUAAGAAAUGCCAAGUCCAGAAUGUGCCAUCCACUGUAAACUACACCCCACGAGUACAAACCCUAAGUAAAGGAGAAACAUUAACAUUUUCUUGCAAAAAUCAACAACACUUGAUUCAAGGGAGUUCAACUGUUGAAUGUUUGGAAAAUGGAGAGUGGAGUAAAACUUUUCCGAGUUGUGGAGCUUCUUCAUAUUGUGGAAGACCACCCCCUCUGGAAGGUGGAGACACAGAGGAAGCUACUCGAGAUCAGUACAACCGGUACGACAGGGUUAAAUACGUUUGUCAAAGUUUCUACACUAUGGAGGGUGGGCCUUACAAAACCUGCAUCAAUGGUGAAUGGACUGGAGACAUUAGAUGCCUCAAACCCUGCACGUUGGAUCAAGACGCCAUGACCAGGCAUAAUAUUAGAUUCAAGUAUUCAUAUCAAAAUAAGCUGUAUUCAACCCACAAUGAUGAAAUUGAGUUUGUGUGUACCAGGGGAAGACCUGUUGGUGGAGUCGGAAUGCGUCAGAGGUGUCUUCAUGGUGUUAUUGAGCUGCCCACUUGUUAUUGAGUAAAACUUUUUUUGUCAGCUGAAUGUCAUAGACAUGUUUGACAAGAGUGAAGAAUUAGUCCAGCUUUGUACUGCGCUGCUGUGUAAUUGAAAUAAAAGAACAUAUAUUCUCUCUG